This is a messenger RNA of Pogona vitticeps (central bearded dragon), 5664 nucleotides long. NCBI's taxonomy places the organism in Eukaryota, Metazoa, Chordata, Lepidosauria, Squamata, Agamidae. The record is from RefSeq and is a predicted model, not a curated record.
AAAAUAUCAGAGAAAUACUGUUAUUGGGUUAAAUACCACAAUCCAUGUAGGGGUUAGGCCAACCAAACAGGCACAGGAAAGUGUGCAAUUUUUCAGGCUCUCUACAACAGGCAAGAUACUACAGAAAGGAGAUGAAGGGACAGGGAGAGAAAAGUGGGGCUUGAUUUUAAAGGGCAAUAUUUUGCACCAAUUACAAGGGCAAAAAGCUACAUCCUCUCUAUUAGUCUGGCACUCUAGUCAUCCAGUUGCAUGGCUUAUCACUGCUUCACAGCUGCUAAGUCUUGGUGUGUAUUAACAUCCCUGGAACACUUGGACCACUAUGGCAACAAGCUACACACCUCCAUUUGAUGACCCUGGAGAGGUGAGAGAGGGCUUUUUGUGUCCGCUGUGUCUGAAGGACCUGCAGUCAUUUUAUCAGCUUCAGUCUCAUUAUGAGGAAGAACAUUCAACUGAAGACAAAGACGUCAAAGGACAACUGAAAAAUCUUGUCCAAAAAGCUAAAAAAGCAAAGAACAAACUGUUGAAACGAGAUGAUGACCGAACUGACGGGGGGCCUCAGGAGCGUUACGAAUCUUACAGCUAUGGUGGAGUGGAUCCAUAUAUGUGGGAGCCCCAAGAAUUAGGUGCCACGAGGAGUCAUCUUUCUGAGUUUAAGAAACAUAGAGCAGCCAGAAUUGAUCACUAUGUGGUGGAAGUCAAUAAAUUAAUAAUCAGGUUAGAAAAGCUUACAUCCUUUGACAGAAGCAAUACUGAUUUGGCAAAGAUAAGAGCAAUAGAGAAGUCUGUUGUGCCGUGGGUCAAUGACCAGGAUGUCCCAUUUUGUCCAGAUUGCGGGAGUAAGUUCAGCAUACGGAACAGACGUCACCACUGCCGUCUCUGUGGCUCUAUCAUGUGUAAAAAAUGUAUGGAGCUUGUCAGCCUCCCCUUUGCGAGUAAACUCACUACUGCCAGCAAAGAGGUUCUGGCCUCUCAUACUAGCCCAAACUGCUCACCCAACAGCAUCCAGGGUUCACGCCGUGGCAGCAUCAGUAGUGUAAGCAGUGUGAGCUCUGUCCUUGAUGAGAAAGAUGAUGAUCGUAUACGUUGUUGCAGACAUUGUAAAGAUACUUUACUCAAAAGAGAACAACAGAUUGAUGAGAGAGAGUACACACCAGAUAUUGUGAAACUAUAUGAGAAACUUCGACUUUAUAUGGAAAAGGUUGAUCAGAAGGCCCCGGAAUAUAUAAAGAUGGCAGAAUCCUUAAAUGCUGGGGAGACAACCUACAGCCUUGAUCAUGCGAAUAGUCUCAGAAUGGAGGUGCAGAAAAUGUACGAGUUAAUAGAUGCUUUAAGCAAGAAGAUUCUCACUCUGGGGUUGAAUGAAGAAACACAACCUCAUCCCAGAACACUACAACUUCAGAGAAUGAUCAGAUAUUCUGCUACACUUUUUGUACAGGAAAAAUUGCUUGGUCUGAUGUCAUUACCAACCCAAGAUCAGUAUGAAGAACUGAAAGAGAGAAGGAAACAAGAGCUGGAUAGAAAAUUGCAAAUGGAGAGACAGGCUACACUAGAAACACAGAGACGACUGAAUGAUAAGUCCAUGGACUAUGUUUCUAGAUCCUUGGCAGCAUCCAACGGUGAAGUAUCAUGGCCAAAACGGGCUGCAGUAAAGAAGACGGAAGGUUGGCUCCCCACUGCCAGCAUCUCUCGCCAGCAAGAACUUGCAGACCCACUUCUUCAGCAGAUUGACAAUAUAACAUCUUUCAUUGAGCAAGCCAAGGAAGCAAAUCGUCUAGACGAGGUCCAGAUGUUGCAGGAGAACCUACGGCAACUUCAGGAUGAGUAUGAUCAACAGCAAACUGACAAAGCCAUUGAGCUUUCCAAAAGGCAGGCUGAGAUGGAGGAGAUGCAGAGAGAGCAACUCCAGAUCCUCUGUGAAAAAGAAUGGGAGAGAGAGCACAAAAAAAGAAUGUCUCAGCACUUACGGACUCGUUCCUUGGACUUCAGAGAAGUGAAUUGUGAUAAGACUGAGAUAGGAAAAGAGAGCAUAAACCAAAUAGCACAGGCUUUGGAUCUGGAUACAACUCAAAACAAAAGUAACCCCAGCUCUAAAGCACCUUCCCCAAGUGGUGGUGCCAAACCACCAGCUUGUGAGAGCCCAGUCUUCCAUGGUCAACCUGCAAGAAUCCAAGAGCAUGACAGAGUAAGAGAACAAAAUAUAAUUGCCUCCCUAAACCCCUUUGAAGAGGAGGCAAUAAUUGGUAUUCCAAAGAGGGAACCCAAUAAUCCCCUUGUUGAAGCUUCCCCUACAGUGGGAACGUCCUGGCCCUUCCAAGCUGUGGACACUGCUAAGAAAGAAUACAAUCCAUUUGAAGAAGAUGAUGGUCAGCAAGCAAAUGGUGUAGCAAUCAGUGCAGCCAAUCCCUUUGAAGAUUUUGCUGGAAAUCCCUUUCAGGUCCCCAUAGGCCGUCAGGAAUCUGGCAAUCCAUUUGAAGAACCUUCCUCCUCCUCCAUGAAUCCUUUUGAAGUCGACGAGACUCACGAAGUGUCAAGAGAAGACAUCAUAGAAGAGGAAUUACUGCUCCAGCAGAUAGAUAAUAUCAAAGCAUAUAUUUUUGAUGCCAAACACAGUGGACGGUUGGAUGAGGUAGAGGUUCUUACUGAGAAUUUAAAAGAACUGAAACGCACAUUAGCAAAACAAAAAGAGAAAUCCAGCCGCUAGAGGCGGCACCAUAUCCAUGCACACCCAACUUUACAGGUCCCUAUUUUUAUGCAGGGCUGGUGGUCAAAGGAGAAGCAUGUUGCAAGAGACAGUUCUGGGGGUUGAGUCUAUCUAAUGCACUUUGGUGUAGGCACAUUUACACUAUUAUUCAAACUUUGCAGAUAAUGUCCACAUUAUUUAUAAUGAUGUAAUAUCCUAAAUCUCUUCUACAGACACUUUAACAAAUAUUUUAAACUUAGCACAAACAAUGUUUUUUGUCAUAUCACAGUUGUAUGGUCUUUUUAAAGUAACCCCCUCCCCUUGAUGUGAACAGAGGCUAAUAGGGAAAGAGAUGCAAGAAAAUGUCAGCAGUCCUUCCAUCUAUGUUUAGUUGACUUGUGGAUUCUGGCUGAAAUCCCAUUUAGUUUCCCUUUGCCAGUGAAAAGCUUAUGCUAGCAGAAGAGGAAGGCAGGCCGUUCUGUCUGCAUUGCUCCCCUUUAUAUGCUGCUCACAGUCCCCUAAAUCUUUGUAGCAGAUUUUGAGGGGAGCAGCAUGAGGAGGAAUUCUCUCUGCCUAUUCCAAGGGCAGAAGCCUUCCAGUGGAGGAAUGAGGAUCUCGCCGUCUAUGUCAAACAUGAAAUAAGAUGGUGCCUUUAGCAGGUGUGCAUAACUGACAUAUAUGUUAAUAGGAAGUGUUAAUAGUAGGUUGCUGGUAUGUACAACCUGCAUAACAAAAAGGCCAGUGACCUGAUGGUGCAAUACAAAAACUAAAGGGAUUUACGUAGAUAUGGGUAACUGUUAUGUUAUAUGAAUAAUUUUUCUUUGAGAAGACUUAAACCCCUGUAGCCUGUAUUUAGGUAAUAUGGUUUAUUUCCUCUCCCCUUCCAUCUCUUUAUCAGGUCUUAUAUAUAUAUAUAAAAAAGCUUAAACUUCAGUGGCUUGGAAUUCUGCAUCUUUUCACCCUCUUACACAACUACAAUUUCCAAAAUUACAGGGCUAAUAGAAAUGUUAUGACAGCUAUGCUGUGUUCUGGUUGCACUGGAGACAUGACCUUUCAAUUGAAGGUUUAUACUAAUAAUGGAGCUUUAUGGUGAUCAGUAGAGUCACCACCUUUUCUCAGCAAUUCAAACAUGUUUAUGAGUAAUCUGGCCUUUUUCACCAUGUUCAAAGCCACCCAUAAGCUCAAACAUAGGUUGCAGAGAAAAAUAUGACAUGUCAUAGAAAUCCUCCCCCUAGUGAUUAGACUGUUGAACAUCAGUGGGAGCCUAUGGUUGAUUUGGACAUAAGUGAACAAAUGCUGACCUGCCCUUGAUUUUUAACUAACAUUUAACUGCUUCUGUUGGGGAUUGAACUGACAAGCCAAAUAUAAUAAUAAUAAUAAUGUAAUUUGUUCCCUUUAUAAACCCAUAGUCAGUGAGUCAUCUUCAAGAGAGCAGGAAACUAAAGACUGAGUUUGCAUGCUACCAAACAGUGUUGCUGUGCAGUUUUCAUUUGUUGUUACUGCCACUCUCAUGAGGCCUGUGGAAGCUCAUGCCCUGUUGUUCUAGUGACGAAGCAUGUGUGCUGGCUGUUGAAAAACUGGAGAUGCCAUCCUCUUUUCAGCUGUGAAUGGGGAUUUUGAGGAAAAUGUAAAAGAAUAGUAGCUGUAGAGCUGUGUAAGUUUCUGUUCUCACAUUGUACUGAAUGAAUUUGAUUUCAGUUUUAUGACAUGGCUAAAAAUGAUAAAAGAAUUGAAACGGUGUAUGUGAGGAGUGUGCCAGAAGAGUAUUGUGGACUCUUCAUAGCCCAAAUUGGCUGUUGUUAAGAGCAGAAGGAUGGUUCAGUAACUGACAGCUGAUCCAGUGUCAUAACCAGAGAUCCUGCUCCAUUCAAAAACGCUGGCAUACAUGCUAACAGAAGGGGAGAAAAGAUUAAUCCAAGAAUAGUGGGACACUAAUAAUUAGUGAACUGAAGACUUGCUAAUUAAUGGAAACUGGCUGGUUGGCCUGUAAGAUCCUCAGAAAAAUGUUUACAGUUUUUGUUAAUAGGUGGUCAAUAUGGUCAAGAACUAAGGCAGCACUUUACAUAUGAGACUAUGUAUUACGUUUUAAUCUUUUGGUGGGUUUGGCAGACCUUUUUUAAAAGAAGAAAACAUUCCUGUUUUGCUCCCUUCCCCCCCCCCGCCCCAUUUGGAGGGAAAACUUGGCUUAACUACAGCCAGUUUGACGGAACAGGUCUCAGUGAAAGCUGCUACUUCUCAUUGAUAGCUUGUUUUAAUAAGUAUGCAGAGUAGCAUUCAGCCUUUCUGUGGAAACUGACCUGAGUGCAGCACUUGGGGCUACAGCAGUAAGAAGAGAUGCAUAUGGUUUUUAAAGAAAUUCUUUUUUCCUAAUCCGGAGGAACUGGCUGUUGAUUUGCAGUGUAUGUAACAAAACUUAAGAGGACUGAGAAGGAACAGGUAAUUACAGUAGGUAUCUGGCAAAAUGCAGCGAGAAAUAGAUGCACUCAGUUUUAGUGACCUUUAUAGCUAUUGAAGGACUACCUGCCAAGGAGAAGUGAUUUGUCUAAAAAAAACACCACCUAUAUUUAUUAUAGACAGGAAAACACGAAACUCCGCUGGUAUUUUUUGUAUAUUCUGGCCAAAAUAAAUGUUUCAGUGGCUUUUUAAAAGCAUUUCUAAUAUUGUUCCUUGUUACAUACAUUCUGCCUUGUUUAUAUGAAUUCCACAGUCUAAGACAUAAUUAGAGCAUUGAUGUACUUUUGCUAGUAUGUUGGUUUGUAGCUCCAUGACUGCAGGUCAAUGUGAAAUGUAACUAGCCUUCUUGAUAGGAUGAUGAUAGACCCACAUUUUGUCAGCCUUCCAUUUGUACUACUGAAUUUACACUAUGAAAGAGCAAAACCAUGCCAUUGUGAGAUUUAACAUUAAUGACAUUUGUUUAUACAUUUGCAUGCACUUCUCUAGUUUGCAAGCUUUCUGAUUAAAUAAAAUAACACAUUUGUUCUGUU